Messenger RNA from Erythranthe guttata (spotted monkey flower), 1358 nucleotides. RefSeq lists its product as uncharacterized. Lineage: Eukaryota; Viridiplantae; Streptophyta; Magnoliopsida; Lamiales; Phrymaceae. Gene Ontology annotation, biological process: maturation of SSU-rRNA from tricistronic rRNA transcript (SSU-rRNA, 5.8S rRNA, LSU-rRNA). Gene Ontology annotation, cellular component: preribosome, small subunit precursor; nucleolus. The record is from RefSeq and is a predicted model, not a curated record.
GUGGUACUGGUAAUGAAAGUAAACACAGGGGAGAUACGACGACGUAUUACAGACUUGUGAAUAAAGACGAAGAUUACGAGAAAAUAAUCAUCGAACAACAUGGGGCACGGUGGCUAUGGCAAGCGCAGCGCAGCCGCGGCGGAGCGGAAGAAACCGGCGGGCCAGCGGCGGCCUAAAACCCUUUCCGUCGACAAGAAAUCGAAGGCUAACAAGCCUAAAUCCGUCUCUCUCAAAAAUCAAAUUCGCUCCACUGAACGCAUGCUCCGCAAGGAUCUGCCUCCCGAAGUGAAGGAAGCGCAGGCGAAGAAGUUGGAGGACCUCAAGAAACAACAAGAGAUUCACAAUCGUUUGGCGUUGGAGCGUAUUUUAUUUAUUCGUGACAGAAAGAUCAAAUUUUUCGAGAGAAGAAAAAUCGAAAGAAGGAUAAGACGGUUGGAGAAGCAGCAGCGUACUUCAACUGUUCACUCUCAGGAAACGGAGAUUGCGGACCAACUGUCUGAGUUGAAAGAAGAUCUUGAAUAUGUCAAGUUCUUCCCAAAAACUGAGAAAUACGUCUCCUUAUUUAUGGGAGGUGAUGAGGCAGAAAUUGUAGAUAAAAGAAAUAGGUUGCGUAUGCAAAUUAAGGCUAAUCUGAUUGCUGCUGCAGCAAGUGGAAAGGAUUUGGAAGAAACAGGGAGUGAAGAUGACGGUCUAUUGGAUGCCAGCGAGGACGAUUUUUUCUUAAACGGAAGCUCUAGUGAUGAUGCUGAUGCAGACGAUGAGUGGAGUGCAAGGGAGCAAGUCUCUAGUGCUUCGGGUAAAGCAACAACAUCAGGAGUUUCCAGUGAUGAAAAGAAUCAGAGGCUGAGAUCUGCUCGUGCACUAAUGCCACCACCCGGUCCAUCGGGCAAGCCAAUUUCAAAUUCGGUGAAGAAUAAUAGCAAAUCAAGAUUCGCAGCAUCUUCUUCGGGUAAGAAGAAAACAUUUAACAGAGGCGAAAUAUCGACAUCUAGCAAUACAUCGAGUAGCAUAGGCAGAUCUUCUUUUCGAAAUAGAGGCGGCAAUGUUGAUUCCACCACCGGAAAUAGUGGUAACAUGAGCUCUAAUUCCGAUGCUAGAAAACCUCGUAGAAAAAGGAGGCCUAAGAAGAAAAGGCAACAGUAAUUGAAGUUGAGAAUCUAAUACUCCGACUUUCUUUUUCUUUUUUUCUUUAAAUAUUGUUGCGGUUCAUUGUGUAUCUAUUGUCGAUGUUAUUUCGAAUUCCAAUCUUUACUCGUUAAGCUGAAUUAUUCGCUCUGUUAUCCACUUUUGACUGUGCAAAUUUAUAGGGAAAAAUCAAAAAUAUAUAAUGUAUAUUGAUUCUGGAUUCUGGAUUGUCA